Carica papaya (papaya) is the source of this 4980-nucleotide messenger RNA. Its product is annotated as symplekin. NCBI's taxonomy places the organism in Eukaryota, Viridiplantae, Streptophyta, Magnoliopsida, Brassicales, Caricaceae. The record is from RefSeq and is a predicted model, not a curated record.
GAAAAUGAAGGCAAGAAGACUCGAGCCAAAAGAGGAAAAUAGGAUGGAUAGAACACAGUUAUCUCAAGCGCGUGUCAACCACCGUUUAGGCGCGUGAUAUAACCUCGUUCUUCAUUGUUCAAUCUUAAAAACUACAAGACCCAUCGCCGUUCCUUGGAGCUGAGCUCUCCUCCCGCAAAUAUUAAAUCCUGAAUUUUGCAGGAAUUUUCUCGCUUGUUUUCUCGCAGGUCCUACAAUUUCCAUGCUUCGUCCUCCACUGAAAACCCCACACAUCUCAUACUCUUUAACAAAACCCUAACAGGCCUCCAAAAACCCUCCCUUGCCGCGCUUCUCGUCUGUCAGGUGCCAAAUUUCUUGGUUUCACAAUGGCGGCUGCAGUUUCUACGGACCAAGCGCUCUCUCUGCUCGCGGCGGCGAACAACCACGGAGAUUUGGCUGUGAAGCUCUCUUCGUUGAAACAAGUCAAAGAUAUCUUGUCAUCUGUUGGGCCUUCUUUAGCUGCCGAGUUUUUUCCCUUCCUUGUCGAGCUCCAAUCGUCUAGGGAAAGUCUUGUUCGGAAAUUUCUCCUCGAGGUGAUUGAGGAGAUUGGUUUGAAAGCAAUUGAGCAUUCUUCAGUACUGGUGCCUGUCUUACUGAAAUUUUUAAGAGACGAGGACUCUUCUGUUGCAAGGCAAUCUAUUGUUAGUGGCACAAAUUUCUUCUGCAGCGUUUUGGAGGAGAUGGCGUUGCAGUUUCACCGGAAUCGUAAGAUUGAACGGUGGCUUGAAGAACUAUGGACAUGGAUGGGUAAAUUCAAGGAUGCUGUUUUCACCAUUGCAUUGGAGCCUGGGUCCAUUGGGACGAAGGUGCUGGCCCUGAAAUUUUUGGAAACAUUUGUUUUAGUUUUUACAUCAGACGCCAUUAAUUCUGAAAAACUUAUCAAUGAAGGAAGUAGACGAGUGUUUAAUAUAUCUUGGUUAAUUGGUGGUCACCCCAAUCUGGAUCCAAUUAUGCUAAUGGCAGAAGCAAAUAGGAUGCUUGGCAUUUUAAUCGAUUUGUUGCAAUCAUCAAGUAGUCUUCCGGGUGCAUUGACAAUUACUGUUGUCAAUUGUCUUGCAGCCAUAGCAAGGAAGAGGCCCGUCCACUAUAACACUAUUCUUUCGGCCUUGCUUGAUUUCAAUCCAAACCUUGAGACAGUAAAGGGAUAUCAUGGUGUCAGUAUCCAGUAUUCGAUAAGAACUGCCUUUCUAGGAUUCCUAAGAUGUAUUUAUCCUGUCAUUUUAGAGUCAAGAGAUAAACUGCUUAGAGCCUUGCGAGCAAUGAAUGCUGGGGAUGCUGCUGAUCAAGUUAUCCGUCAAGUAGAUAAAAUGAUUAAGAAUAAUGAGCGUGCAUCUCGAGAAACUCGGGUAGGCCGGGAUGAUCAGCUGUCCAGCCAGUUCCCUGUUCCAGGGGAUUUGUUGAAGAAAAGAUCUGUGCCUCAGGAUAUUGAAGACCAAAGCAAUGGUCUUGAGAUUGCUUCUAAGCGCACUUGCUAUGGUCCUAAUGCACACUUGACAGCACCGGUUCAAAUGAGUGAUCCUGGGCAAGAUUCUAUUUCUGCUAAUGGAAUGCCUCCUAAUGUUUCUCAUUUGGAUGGUGAUUUGACUCCUGUUGAACAAAUGAUUGCCAUGAUUGGGGCAUUGCUUGCUGAAGGAGAAAGAGGGGCUGAAUCUCUCGAAAUUCUAAUUUCAAAACUUCAUCCUGAUCUGCUGGCAGAUAUUGUGAUAACUAACAUGAAGCACUUGCCUAAGAGCCCUCCACCUUUAACGCGCCUUGGGAGCAGCAUGCCACCAGCUCGUUUAGUUUGUUCUUUGAGUGGUCCAGCACAGCUUGUGGCCCCAUCUCCAACAAAUUCUGUGCAGUCUCCAGUUCUCCCUGCCAAGCUCCCUCUUUCCUCAUCAACUGCAGUUAGUGCAUCACUGUCUGAUAUGCCCGCUGUCAGUAGUUUUGCUACAGAUUCUAAACGUGAUCCAAGACGAGAUCCUCGGCGCCUAGAUCCCCGGCGUGUGGGCACUGCUGCUGUAGCAUCAUCAAUACCUACCAUGGAGGAUGCGAACUCUGUGCAAUCAGAGAUUGAUGAUUUUCUCUCCUUAAAUAAGCCAUCAUUGCCACCUGUUGUGCGAGCUGUAGAGAAGGCUCCUGCACUUUUGGUUGCCAACCUCAAAAAUGAUGAUAGUAUUUCAGAGCUUCCAUUGGUUUCAGGAGUUGACAAACCUGAUGCCAGAGAUGAGGUAUUGUCUUCCCCUGAAGAAAUGGUUCCUGUUGCAGAGAUCAAUGCUUCUUCAGAUCACCCAGUUUCUCCUCUUCGAGCAGUUGAUGAAGAUAUGGCUGAAGUAAAGUUGUCAAAUGUUGAAAUGAAACUUGAUAGUGAUAAUUCCUCACUCCUAGAAUAUGAUCAGCAUUCUCAUGCCAUAUCAAAUAUGCCCGCAUCUGAGGAAAUCUGUCAGGAAUUACCUCUGCUUCCUUCAUAUGUCAAACUGACCAAAGAGCAGGAAAAGAAUGUAAGAAAAUUGGCUGUUGAAAGGAUUAUUGGCUUGUGUAAGAAUAUUCACAGGUUAGACUAUAGCCAAAUGCGAAUGGCAUUGCUUGCCCGGCUGGUGGCUCAGAUUGAUGCUGAUGAUGACUUCACGAUGCUAAAGGAACAUAUUAUUGUUGAUUAUCGAGAGCAAAAGGGACAUGAACUGGUAUUGCAUGUUCUGUACCAUCUGCAUUCUCUCAUGGUUUUGGGUUCUGUUGAGAACUCUUCCUAUGCUGCUGUUGCAUAUGAGAAAUUCCUCUUGGCAGUGGCAAAAUCAUUGCUCAGCACUCUUCCAGCUUCAGACAAGUAUUUUAGUAGACUUCUCGGUGAAGUUCCAGUUUUGCCUGAGUCUGCUUUGAAACUAUUAGAUGAUCUAUGCUAUUCUAAUGUUCAUGAUCUUAAUGGAAAAGAGGUUCGUGAUGGUGAGCGUGUCACUCAGGGCCUGGGUGCUGUAUGGAGUUUAAUUUUGGGGCGUCCAAAUAAUCGGCAAGCCUGCUUAGCUAUAGCUUUAAAGUGUGCUGUUCAUUCACAAGAUGACAUUCGAGCAAAAUCAAUUCGGCUGGUUGCAAACAAACUCUAUCAGCUAAGCUACAUAGCAGAGGAUAUUGAACAAUUUGCAACAAAUAUGUUACUGUCUGCUGUAAAUCAGGAAGCUUCAGCCACUGAGCAAAGAGCCGAACAGGAGGUUGGAAGCCAGAACCCAUCUAUUAGUGGCUCCCAAGUUUCUGAGACUGGAACUUCAGAAGGUGACUCCACAAGGGAUGCUCAACCUCCAACACAGAAUGUUUCAACCAUGUCCUUUCCUGAAGCUCAAAGACUCAUCUCUUUAUUUUUUGCUUUAUGUACAAAGAAACCUAGUCUCCUUCAACUUAUAUUUGACAUUUAUGGGGAAGCUCCGAAAACUGUAAAACAGGCUUUUCAUCGGCAUGUCCCUAUUCUUAUAAGGGCUUUAGGUUCAUCAUAUUCUGAGCUGCUCCAUAUAAUUUCUGACCCACCACAAGGAAGUGAAAAUCUUUUGACCCUGGUGCUGCAAAUAUUGACACAAGAGACUACGCCUUCUUCUGAACUAAUAGCUGCUGUUAAACAUUUAUAUGAGACCAAACUAAAGGAUGUCAUGAUUCUUAUUCCAAUGCUAUCAUCACUUUCCAAGAAUGAGGUUUUGCCUAUUUUCCCUCGGCUUGUCAACCUUCCAUUAGAUAAGUUCCAGAUGGCGCUUGCGCACAUACUACAGGGUUCUGCUCAUACAGGUCCAGCUUUAACACCUGCUGAAGUACUAGUUGCCAUCCAUGACAUCUCUCCCGAGAGAGAUGGUCUUCCACUCAAAAAGAUAAUGGAUGCUUGUUCGGCAUGUUUUGAGCAACGUACAGUUUUCACACAGCAGGUCUUGGCAAAGGCCUUAAAUCAGAUGGUCGAUCAGACACCUCUGCCUCUACUCUUCAUGAGAACUGUAAUUCAAGCAAUCGAUGCUUUUCCAACUCUGGUCGAUUUUGUUAUGGAAAUCCUCUCCAAACUUGUGAUCAAACAGGUCUGGAGACUACCAAAGUUGUGGGUUGGUUUCCUGAAAUGUGUUUCUCAAACGCAGCCACAUUCUUUUCCAGUAUUACUACAGUUACCAUCUCCACAACUUGAAGGUGCUCUGAACAAAUACACUAGCCUCAGAGGUCCUCUAGCUGCUUAUGCCAACCAACCAAGUAUUAGACCUUCAGUGCCAAGAUCCACACUUGCUGUACUUGGUCUUGUGAAUGAACCACAAAUGCAACAACAACGUGUCUCACGGUUGCACCCUUCAGAUGCAAGCUCUUCUGUGAAUGGGACGACAUUAACGUGAUAGCUUAAAGGAAUUACUAGUGAUUGUCCAUGUGAAUAUUCUGGAUGUUAUCUCAAAGUUGGUCAGGCCAUCAACAGAUGGUUCUUAUUGCUGGGAAGAGGCAAAGAGAAAAAGAAACUAGCAGUGAAUUAAUUGACCAGUGGAACCCAGCCAAGGAAUCGCCACAAUCAUGAGGAAUUUUUGAAGUUCCCCAUCCUCAGCUGCAAUGGGGGAGAAUUGUUCCAUAGUUGUAAUUUUCCCUCAAUGUUAUUGUCUAAAAAUUUUAAAAUUUCCCCAUUGGCCUAAUCGAUGGGUUCUAAAAUUUUCAUCUGAAGUGUAAUUGGUGUGUCCCUCAUCGGGUUGGUUGAUAGAGCCUUAAAUAGCUGAUAGUCAGGUACUCAUACCCUCCGUCUCCAAAUCACCAUCCCUCGCUUUGAUACCAUGGACAAUGACUUCUUAAGAAGCCAUUGAUGCUGUUCCUUAAAUAGCUAUAUGGCCUAGAGGGGACCUUGGUUUUGAAGGGUAGAUUAAAAUAGGAAUAUGAUCUAUGUAUUUUUAGGUGCCAUUGGUUAAAAGCCAUAUACAAUGUGUAAUAGACUUGAUUACCCCAAUUUCAAAUUGUGAAUAUGCAUAGUAA